AUGAGUGUAUCAACGACGCCCGCCAUGACAACCAUGGUUAUGGCUACCCCUAGCAAAGCACCAGAAAUCAUCGCCGUCGGUAUAACAUUCCUAGUCAUCAACACCUUAUCCAUCGGCACAAGAACCUACUCUCAAAUCGUCACCAAGAAGUUCAACUUCAAUGAUGUCGGCAUGCUCAUCGUCCUCGCGGUAUUCGGAUGUCUAGUCGCCUUCCUCAUCCUAGGUGCCAACUCAGGAAUAGGAAAACACACUCCUGAUGUCCUGAAAUCCGGAAUUCAAAACGUCUCGGACAGUCUGAAAUGGAUCUUCUUCCUCGAAUUCUUCUACGUCUUUCUUACCACCGUUAUGAAAGCUAGUAUCGCGACAACUUUCUUGCAAUGGGCCACGACUAGGGUGCAGAAAUGGAUUCUAUGGGGAUCUAUCGUCGUGGAUUUUGCUAUUGGAGGUGUCGUCAGUGUUUAUACCGUCGUGCAAUGCACUCCGAUCAGUUUCUCGUGGGAACGACUUGAUCCUGCCGCGAAGGGCAUGUGUAGGGAUCCGAAUGAGAUUAUCAAAGUCGGAUAUGCACUCUGUUUCGUCACUGUGACUUUGGAUAUUCUGUUCUUGGUCUUGCCGUUCGUGAUGUUGAGACAUUAUAAACCGAGUCCGAGGAUCAAGAUGUGUGUUUAUGGUAUCAUCUUUAUCGGAGUUCUAGCAAGCAUAGCAAAUUUCAUCCGUAUCGCCGCGCUCUCCAAGCUAGGCACCUACAAGGACCCACUCUACGACGCAGCAGACGUCUUCCUCUGGUCCUUCCUCGAAGUCAGUCUCGGUAUCACCGUCGCUGGUAUCUUGGAGCUAGCUCCGCUGAUGCAGAGACUUGGCGUCAAGGGCUUUGAGAAUGUCGGAAAUAAUUUUGUGGAUAUCGAUGAUGAUACUCAUCGGUUGGUUGUUAUUGGGAAGCCGAAAAGCUUUGAUAGUUAG
Molecule: messenger RNA, 960 nt
Organism: Glarea lozoyensis ATCC 20868
Lineage: Eukaryota; Fungi; Ascomycota; Leotiomycetes; Helotiales; Helotiaceae
Exons: 2
Coding region: 1-960 (319 amino acids)
Source: RefSeq, a predicted model, not a curated record